This is a messenger RNA of Asterias rubens (European starfish), 3089 nucleotides long. Its product is annotated as CDP-diacylglycerol--glycerol-3-phosphate 3-phosphatidyltransferase, mitochondrial-like. The coding region runs from base 7 to 1917 and encodes 636 amino acids. The transcript has 10 exons. Gene Ontology annotation, molecular function: CDP-diacylglycerol-glycerol-3-phosphate 3-phosphatidyltransferase activity. The record is from RefSeq and is a predicted model, not a curated record. Gene Ontology annotation, cellular component: mitochondrion. NCBI's taxonomy places the organism in Eukaryota, Metazoa, Echinodermata, Asteroidea, Forcipulatida, Asteriidae. Gene Ontology annotation, biological process: cardiolipin biosynthetic process.
AACAAGAUGGCUGCGCCCAUGCGGGUAUGUUGUGCUGCGUAUUCCAGAAGAAUAUUUCAGCUUUCAAGGUUCUAUGGAAGAGGAACAUACUUUUCAGUCACUACCAGACAAGAAGAAACCAUCAAGUUGGUUUCAGCGAGAUGCUUUCACCAAAGCCCUUGCUCAAAGUGCUCUACUCCAGCUAAUAAUGCAACGCAACAUCUUGGGAAACAGCCCAACGUCUUUCAGCAUUUUAAAUGGCUGUCUGAGAAAUCCCCAGCGUUCCCUGUCUGCGGUGAUAAGAUUACAAUUCUGGAAGGACCUACAGACUUUUACAACACACUCAAGGCGCGUAUUAAAAACAGCAAACAUCGGAUCGUUCUGACUUCUCUGUAUUUAGGAACAGGACCCAAAGAAGAGGAACUGGUAGCCUCACUCCAUGACGCCUGCAGGAGGUCACACCUCAACGGCAACACCUCGGCACCUCUCAAGCUGCGCAUCCUCCUCGACUGCACCAGAGGCACACGAGGGAAGCAUAACUCCUGUACGAUGCUGAGACCUCUCCUUCAGACCUUCCCAGCCGAGGUCCAAGUUGCCCUCUACCACACCCCAGACCUCAGAGGUAUCCUCAAGAGGCUGAUCCCUGAGAGGUAUAAUGAGGUCAUUGGACUUUCACAUCUUAAGAUAUUCAUCUUUGAUGAUACAGUGAUCAUAAGUGGUGCGAAUCUCAGUGAGUCAUAUUUCACUAAUCGUCAGGACCGUUACGUGAUGCUUGAAGACUGCCCUCACUUGGCAGACUUCUUCAACGAGCUGGUGGCCACGGUCAGUUCUUUCUCCUUCCAGCUCAACCCAGACGACACUUUGACCCUUGACCCAGAGUUCAACAUACACCCGUUUGAAGGUGAAAAAAAUAAAUUUAAAGAUAUCGCUAGAGAAAAAGUACAACGUGUGCUGGAACCUUUGAGGUGGACCCACCCAACCAGAAAACCGGCCUCGUUGAGCCACACCGAGGACCUGAAAUACUCGCACAGGAAAACGAUUUGGAGGAAACAUAGAAACCUCAGCGAUGACAUCAUCGGCCGAGAAUCGCUGCGAGGAAUGCACAAAGAUGUCACUGUUGACAAUAGUGAGACAUCUGAUGAGAUCAGGUCCUCAGAGCUCUGGGCUGCUCUCGAUUCCAAGUCUGAAAUGAAAGUUGAGGGUGCGUCGGAAGAAAGACUGAUGAUGGAUUAUCCCGAGACUCAAAACCCAAGCAAGGAUUUUUCUGUUAAAUCGGUUCGGGAGGAAGCGAAGCCAGGCUGUUGCGGUGAUACAGUUAUCUUUCCUCUCGUCCAGAUGGGGUCAUUUGGGGUCAGACUGGACCAAGAGGUCACAGGUCAGCUCUUGCGGACAGCUGAGCCGGGCUCUCAUUGUGUACUAGCCUCUGGAUAUUUUAACCUGACGAAGGAGUAUAUGGAGUUGGUGGUAGGGUCAAAGGCCAAGUAUGACAUCUUGAUGGCCUCACCCAAGGCCAAUGGUUUCUACGGUGCCAAGGGUAUCUCAGGCUUUGUCCCCGAUGCUUACACCUUCAUCGCCAAGAACUUCUGGAGGAAAGUUUGCCGACGGAACCAAGAAGACAGAAUCACAAUGUACGAGUACCACAGGCAGGACUGGACCUUCCAUGUCAAAGGUUUGUGGUACUAUCUUAAUGGAAUGUCAUUGCCGUCACUUACAAUGAUCGGAUCACCAAACUUUGGUCAUAGGUCAGUACACCGUGACCUUGAGGCCCAGCUAGCCAUCGUGACAACCAAUGUAAAGUUACAGAAACAACUUCAUCAGGAGCAGCAACGUUUAUUUAAGAAGUCCCAACCAGUCUCCUCAUCCACGUUUAAAGAGAAAGAUCGCAUCGUUCCAGUCUGGGCGAGAAUCUUCACUUUCGUCACUAGAAACUUCUUCUGAGUUUAAUGCCAGGAAGCUCUUUGUUGUCACUGCCAACGGUGAGAUCACUUUCCAAAAAUGUGGAAUGAUCCAUUUUCCCACCUGUCAGAAGAAACUUACAUUGGAGGCUAAGGUCAGUCCGAUACCCAUGAGAUGGCAAAUUUUCGUUUUAAAUGUGUAUUUAAUUCUGAAACGUACACUGCCUGUUCAAGUACACACACACAAAACUUUUCUGCUUAUCAAAAAAGUACAACACAGUUUUUUGUGUGCAUGUAUGCGUACUCAAGACCUGCGGCUUAAUGUCCCAUCAGAAGUACAAAGCAACUAUUGAAAGCGUCUUAGGCCAGGAUUCGCACAUGCCACUAUAAGUACCAUCAGAAGGCCAACGUAUUUGUGAUGAGGUUUUUUGCUCAAGGAGGCAAGCAUGAUGACUAGGUAGACCAAGAAUCGAACCUGUCACUGAAUGUCCAUCAGAAGGACAAAUCAAUUAUGGUCAAGUGUUCUGCUUAAGAACGUUAGUAUUGCAACUAAACCUGAUCAGGAUUUGAGCCUGCCAUCAGAAAGAUAAAGCAAAUAAUAGUGUCUUACUCAAGAACAUGAAUAGCUAGACCAGGAUUCGAACCUGCCACUUAACUUCACUAGCCAGUGAGUCCGAAGAGUCUCAUUAGAAUUGACCAGGCCAGGAUUCAAACCUACCACUUAACUUCACUAGCCAGUGAGUCCGAAGAGUCUCAGUAGAAUUGACCAGGCCAGGAUUCGAACCUACCACUUAAUACCCUUUCAGAAGGACAUGGCAGUGUAUUAGAAGUAUCUCUCUCAAGAAGACAAGCAUCAUUACUAGCCAGACAAGGAGUCAAACCUGCCACUUUAUUGCACUGGGAAUGAAAAGAAAGGUCCCAUGCUCUGUCACCUCAAAAUAAAUCCAGAAAUUUCCAACAAUAAUUUUGUGGCAUAUUAAGUGUUGAUUCACUCAAUCAUUAAAGGUGUGAACUUUCUGAACACAAAAUGGGUCUUUACCAAAAUAUAAAGAAUGUUUGAAAUAUAUUUUAAAGCAAUAUUAACUCUUACCUCAAUUGUUAUAUUACAACUAAUUUUAAGUCUGAACGUCACAAGUUUCCAUAUUAUAAUUUUUUAAGAUUAAAGACAGUGUACACUAUUGGUAAUUGUCAAAGAUCAGUCUUCUCACUUGGUGU